This is a messenger RNA of Cucurbita moschata (crookneck pumpkin), 3392 nucleotides long. RefSeq names its product la-related protein 1A. Gene Ontology annotation, molecular function: RNA cap binding. NCBI's taxonomy places the organism in Eukaryota, Viridiplantae, Streptophyta, Magnoliopsida, Cucurbitales, Cucurbitaceae. The record is from RefSeq and is a predicted model, not a curated record. Bases 330 to 2975 code for a protein of 881 amino acids. The transcript has 15 exons. Gene Ontology annotation, biological process: mRNA stabilization.
GCUCCUCACUCUCUCUCCAACUUCUCUCUCCUCUCCGUUUCAGAGCCCACUGCCUGCUUGCUCCAAACUUUCCUUCAUAAACCCUAGCAGUCCACUUCUGUCUCCCAAUCUUGGCCGCUUCUUCCUCAAAUCCACCUUUUCUUUUCUUUCUGCUUCUGUGAUCUGCUUCCCGAAAAGUAGUUCUAGUAACUUUGUGAGCUUCUUCAUUCUUCGCUUCCAAAUCACUGCCUAUAUUCUUCCAAUUUCACUUCUUCUUGCUGUUCUUGUUCAAUCUUCGAGGAAUCCGGUUGUUGAUUCCCCUCCUGUUGCUUGGAAUCUAGCGCUGAAAAAUGGUUAUGGUGGAGAGUGAGGUCGCCGCCGACGACAACAAAGAGACCAAUGGCCGCAAGUCUCCUUGGAAAACUACGGCUCUGGUCGAUGGGAAGGAGAUGGAUGCUCCUGUAAUGGGAGCGGACUCUUGGCCUGCACUCGCCGACGCGCAGCGGCCUAAAAGUCUUGAUGCUACUACUUCUGCUAAGUUUUCUGAUUCAGGCGAGGUUUCUGAGGAAGUAGCUCUUCAGUCUCCUCUUUCAGGAGCGCAGGGAGGAUAUGCACAAAGGGCACCUGCCUCUCGGAAUCCUAGUUAUUCACACAAGAAUAUCCAUUCACAUCAUCAAAAGCCAGGCUCCAAGCGCAACCCAAAUGGUCCUCCACAUGUUUCUGUUCCAUUACCUUAUCAUCAACCACCAAUGGCUUCACUUUUUCCACCCAUAUUACAUCCUCCUCAUCUCGCUGUUCCUGGAUAUGCUUACCAGCCUCGACCUGUAGCUGGUGUUGAAGUACAUAUGGUUAAGCCUAGCAAUGAGACAUCAGUACAAGCUUUUGUUCCACCUGUUGAGCCUCCGCCCCGAGGUGAUCCAAGUGGUUAUGUUGUUGGUAUUCAUAAUAGAAGACCUAAUAUGCAAGAUCCUGGUGUUCAUUGGAACCAUGCUUGGUAUCAUCAGCGGGGAUUUAAUCCAAGAGACAACAUUUCCAUGCAACAUGGUGCUGGACCACGCCCUUUCAUGCGACCACAAUUUUUCUCUCCAGCUCCUGGCUUCAUGGUUGGUCCAAGUUUUCCUGGACAUGGACCUAUGUACUAUGUUCCGGUUCCACAUCCUGAUGCAAUUGGGAGACCGCCUCAUUUUAUUCCACACCCUCUUAAUCCAAGGGCUUCAAUGCUUCCCCCAGAUAUGCUAGCUCUUCGGGCCAACAUUGUAAAACAAAUUGAGUAUUAUUUUAGCGAUGAAAAUCUGAAGAACGAUCAUUACCUAAUAUCUUUGAUGAAUGACCAUGGAUGGGUUCCAAUAUCAGCCAUUGCUGAAUUCAAAAGGGUUAAGAAAAUGAGCACUGACAUCCCGUUCAUCCUUGAUUCCCUGCACUCAUCUGCAGUUGUUGAAGUUCAGGGUGACAAGGUACGACGACGUGAUGAAUGGUUAAAGUGGAUUCCAGUUCCUGCGGACUCUAAAUCAACCUUAAAUGUUGACACUCCUUCCAAACCGGUGGAUGAGUCUACUAACUCAUUGCUGGACAAGAAUGCCUCAGAUGGUAGUAGAACGCUGGCGUCUGAAGAUAAUAUCAAAUCUUCACGACUUCAGGGUUGUUCUCUGGAGCAAUCCUCAAACAGGGACAACCUAGAAGUAGCAGAUCUAGAUAUAGUGGAAGAACAUUCUCAUGGAACUGGGCGUCAAGGCAUAGAGAUUUCAUCAAACGUUGAUGCACAUAAUGUUGAUGAUCUUUCAGGCCAAUUUUCAAGUACUUUCAUGCUUGAUGAAGAGUUAGAGAUUGAGCAGAAAACGAUAAAAAAAGAUGAUUUGACUUCAAAUGGAAGGAUUGAUGAAGACGAUGACGAGAUCGCUGUUAAUGACCAAGAUGUCCAGAGACUUAUUAUUGUCACCCAGAAUAGUGGCAUCGAAAAGAGAUCUACAAGUGGAGGCAAAGAAUCAAAAUCAAUAUCUAAAGAGCUUGCUUCAACAAUAAAUGAUGGUCUUUACUUCUACGAGCAAGUACUGGAAAAAAAGCGAUCUAAUCGUAAAAAGAGCAAAUGCAACUCAGAGAAUAGGGAAGGAGCCUCAAGAUUAUCUAGCAAUGCUUCAGUACCAGCAAGGUCAAAACCUAGUGAAAAUUCUGCUGGAUACUGUGGUUUGGAUGAAAUCGGAAAUUCUAGUCCCAGGAAGAAACAAACUAAAACCUUCCCUAAACAACAAUCAUCACAUAAGCAGCGCUUUUUCUCCAGCAACUUUAGAAAUCAUGGAACCAGUCGGAACUCUCUUGGCAUUGUAGCAGAGAGUCCACCUAGCAAUUCUGUUGGUUUUUUCUUUGGUUCUACUCCUCCUGAAAGCACAAGCUCCAGGCCAUCGAAAUUGAGUGUUUCUCCUCAUGGAAAUUUCCUUGCAAAUAGUCCACCUGUGGGUUCCCUGCCCAAGUCUUUUCCGCCAUUUCAGCAUCCCAGUCAUCAACUUCUAGAAGAAAAUGGUUUUAAACAGCAGAAGUACCUUAAAUAUUACAAAAAGUGCUUGAAUGAUAGAAAGAAGUUGGGAAUUGGUUGCAGCGAGGAAAUGAAUACUCUUUAUCGGUUUUGGUCUUAUUUUCUAAGAGACAUGUUUGUCAUUACAAUGUACAAUGACUUCCGAAAAUAUGCACUGGAAGAUGCUGCGUCUAACUAUAAUUAUGGAAUAGAAUGCCUUUUCAGGUUCUAUAGCUAUGGUUUGGAAAAGGAAUUUAGGGAGAAUUUAUACGCGGACUUUGAACAGCUUACACUCGAGUUCUUCCAGAAAGGAAAUCUGUACGGCCUUGAGAAAUACUGGGCUUUCCACCACUAUCGUAGGCAACGAGAUCAGAAAGAGCCCCUAAAGAAACAUCCAGAACUAGACAAGUUACUUAGGGAGGAAUACCGUAGCUUGGACGAUUUCCGUGCUAAAGAGAAGUCAGCAACUGCAAAAGAGGAUGGGAAUUAAGAGUGAAGUGAUCAACCUUCAUGGCGACAUAUUCCAAUUUUGAAGACAAUUCUAACAACUUGAUAGGUGAAUUGAGGAGCUAAGUUUGGUUUUGAGGCUAAAAUGGCUUUGUACAUUAAAUAUUCAAGUGAAUGCCUCUGUUAUGGCUGCUGCUGAGGUUUCUUAGAAGUUGAGAUGAGGUUGUGUGGGGUAUCUGCCUUUGUUUUGGUGCUGCCUGCAAGCUUGAAGAGAGAUCCCCAUGUUGCCUGUCAGUCACAUUGGUAUUUCUCUGGACUGUGUAACGUUGUAAAUAGGGGGAAAGAAAUUUUGGAUAUGCAAGAAGAACAAGAAAAGAAAAAAAAAAAAAAAUAGAAAUAUUGUUGGUUAGGCCUUAUGAGAAUUGAAUAAUAAGAAAAUUUAUUUUUUUUUGGCUGAUUA